This is a messenger RNA of Drosophila ficusphila, 7154 nucleotides long. Its product is annotated as rho-associated protein kinase 1. The transcript has 11 exons. Gene Ontology annotation, molecular function: ATP binding; Rho-dependent protein serine/threonine kinase activity; small GTPase binding. Lineage: Eukaryota; Metazoa; Arthropoda; Insecta; Diptera; Drosophilidae. Gene Ontology annotation, biological process: cortical actin cytoskeleton organization; mitotic cytokinesis; embryonic morphogenesis. The record is from RefSeq and is a predicted model, not a curated record. Gene Ontology annotation, cellular component: cytoskeleton; cytoplasm. The coding region runs from base 979 to 5166 and encodes 1395 amino acids.
CUUCGAUAUGUAAACAUAUUGGCAUCUCUACCAGCACCGAACCGAAAGAAGUGCAACGCGCAGCGUCUAAUUAAAACCAAAUUGAUCGAUUUGGCCGCGGCCGAAACUGGACAUUCGCAAUUUGGGCGGUCAGCCGCCCCCAAAUCCCGUCCCGACCCCCCGCGCGCUUCCCGCUGCCGACGAACAGCAGCACGUCGGUGUGUGACGCACGUCGGUGUGUGUGUGUGCGCCUUGUUAUUGUUGUUGUAGCGCUUGCUACGUUCGCCGUUCGCAGUACGCUGGUUUGCGUGUGUGUGUGCAAAGAGGUAUCGUUGGAAUUAACAAAAAAAAGGAAGAUAAAAACAAGAUUGGAAAAAACUUAAAAGCCGAGAAACAAAGCUUGUAUUCAAACAUACCCAACGAACCACCUCCUCUCGGCCAGGUGCUCCACAAGUGUUUGGCCCAACUGUUGCAUGCCUAGGAUCACGGGACAAUCCUGGUUAGCUCCACUGUUCGUCCGCAAACAUCCUGAUUAACCCGGUCGACCUGAUUCGUUUUGAAUAUCCCGCAAGUUAGUACUUGUAAGGGUUCGCUGGGCUCCGGAUUCCGGAAAACUAACGCAUCUGGGAACGCCCGGGUGCUCGACUGCGUCCGCAUGUGGCGUUGGCGGUACUCCAGCACGAGAAGCCAGCGCCAAGUGCUCCAUUUGCAUCCUAGUCCCCCGGCGGAUUAGGAUUCUAUUCGGCGCUUCGACAGCAGUUAGCCAAACAGCAAGCCACGCUCGUGACCUCAUCGCUAUAACAACAACAGCGAGCGCUUGACGCGUGCCUCCUCAUUACCAUUAACAUUCCCUAUACGAGUCGACGACCAUCUCCUGGCAGGAGCAGCAGCUGACCAGUUGGAAGCACUGAAAGCCAAGCAACAGUUGAUUAACAGGAACCAGCGGAAGGAGCAACAUCUAACUGCCAGGAAACAGCGACUAAACCCCUUGGAUUUUGCAUGCCAGCUGGAGUAAAACCUGUGGCCAGCAGCAGUCAGGGCAGCAUGGACGUGGAACGAAGGCGCCGGGCGAAUACGCUCGAGCGCGAGAUGCGCGAUCCGACGAGCAUCUGCAAUGUGGACUGCCUGCUGGACACCGUUUCGGCCUUGGUCAGGGAUUGUGACCACGACUCCUUGCGGCGGCUGAAGAACAUCGAACAGUAUGCAGCCAAAUACAAACCCUUGGCGAUGCAGAUCAACCAGCUGCGCAUGAACGUGGAUGACUUUGACUUCAUCAAGCUGAUCGGCGCCGGCGCCUUUGGAGAGGUGCAGCUGGUGCGGCACAAGUCCUCCAGCCAGGUGUACGCCAUGAAGCGGCUCUCCAAGUUCGAGAUGAUGAAGCGACCGGACUCCGCCUUCUUCUGGGAGGAGCGCCACAUCAUGGCACACGCCAACUCCGAGUGGAUCGUGCAGCUGCACUUUGCGUUCCAGGAUGCCAAGUACCUGUACAUGGUGAUGGACUUCAUGCCCGGCGGCGACAUCGUGUCCCUGAUGGGCGACUACGACAUACCGGAGAAGUGGGCCAUCUUCUACACGAUGGAGGUGGUGCUGGCCCUGGACACCAUCCACAACAUGGGCUUCGUGCAUCGCGACGUCAAGCCGGACAACAUGCUGCUCGACAGCUACGGCCACCUGAAGCUGGCCGACUUCGGCACCUGCAUGCGGAUGGGGGCCAACGGGCAGGUGGUGUCCAGCAAUGCGGUGGGCACGCCGGACUACAUCAGUCCGGAGGUGCUGCAGUCGCAGGGCGUGGACAACGAGUACGGGAGGGAGUGCGACUGGUGGUCGGUGGGCAUCUUCCUCUACGAGAUGCUCUUCGGCGAGACGCCCUUCUACGCCGACUCCCUGGUCGGCACCUACGGCAAGAUCAUGGACCACAAGAACUCGCUCAGCUUCCCGCCCGAGGUGGAUAUCAGUGAGCAGGCGAAGGCCCUCAUCCGUGCCUUCCUCACGGACCGAACACAGCGCCUGGGUCGCUACGGCAUCGAGGACAUCAAGGCGCAUCCCUUUUUCCGCAACGACACCUGGUCGUUUGACAACAUCCGCGAGAGCGUGCCGCCGGUGGUGCCGGAGCUCUCCUCCGACGACGAUACGCGCAACUUCGAGGACAUCGAGCGGGACGAGAAGCCGGAGGAGGUGUUCCCCGUGCCCAAGGGCUUCGAUGGCAACCACCUGCCCUUCAUCGGCUUCACCUACACCGGCGACUACCAGCUGCUGUCCAGCGACACCGUCGACUCCGAGUCCAAGGAGACGAGCGGGGCGGUCAACAGCGGAGCGGCGAGCAAUAACCAUGGCCAUGGCCAUGGGCACAACCACCGCCACCGGCCAUCCAACUCCAAUGAGCUGAAGCGUCUGGAGGCGCUGCUGGAGCGGGAACGCGGUCGCUCGGAGGCCCUGGAGCAGCAGGACGCCGGACUGCGGCAGCAGAUCGAGCUGAUUACGAAACGCGAGGCGGAGCUGCAGCGGAUCGCCUCGGAGUACGAGAAGGAUCUGGCCCUGCGCCAGCACAACUACAAGGUGGCCAUGCAGAAGGUCGAGCAGGAGAUCGAGCUGCGCAAGAAGACCGAAGCGCUGCUCGUCGAGACGCAGCGCAAUCUGGAGAACGAGCAGAAGACGCGGGCGCGCGACCUCAACAUCAACGACAAGGUGGUCCUGCUGGAGAAGCAGCUGCUCGAGAUGGAGCAGAGCUACAAAACCGAAACGGAGCACACGCAGAAGCUGAAGAAGCAGAACGCCGAGCUGGGCUUCACGGUCAAGUCGCAGGAGGAGAAGGUGCGCGACAUGGCCGACAUGAUCGAUACGCUGCAGAAGCACAAGGACGAACUGGGCCAGGAGAACGCCGAGCUAACGGCUCUGGUGGUGCAGGAGAAGAACCUGCGCUCGCAGCUGAAGGAGCUGCACAAGGAGGCCGAGAACAAGAUGCAGACGCUGGCGAACGACAUCGAGCGGACGCUGAGUCGCGAGCAGAAGGCCCAGGAGGACAACCGGGCGCUGCUCGAGAAGAUCAGCGACCUGGAGAAGGCGCACGCCGGCCUCGACUUCGAGCUGAAGGCCGCCCAGGGUCGCUACCAGCAGGAGGUGAAGGCCCACCAGGAGACGGAGAAGUCGCGGCUCGUUUCGCGGGAGGAGGCCAAUCUGCAGGAGGUGAAGGCCCUGCAGUCGAAGCUCAACGAGGAGAAGUCCGCCCGCAUCAAGGCCGAUCAGCAUUCGCAGGAGAAGGAGCGCCAACUGAGCAUGCUCUCGGUGGACUACCGCCAGAUCCAGUUGCGCCUGCAGAAGCUGGAGGGCGAGUGCCGCCAGGAGUCGGAGAAGGUGGCCGCCCUGCAGUCGCAGCUCGACCAGGAGCACAGCAAGCGCAACGCCCUGCUUUCGGAGCUCAGCCUGCACAGCUCGGAGGUGGCCCACCUGCGUUCGCGGGAGAACCAGCUGCAGAAGGAGCUGGCCGCCCAGCGGGAGGCCAAGCGGCGCUUCGAGGAGGAUCUUGGCCAGCUGAAGAGCACCCACCACGAGGCGCUGGCCAACAACCGGGAGCUGCAGGCCCAACUGGAGGCGGAGCAGUGCUUCUCGCGGCUGUACAAGACGCAGGCGAACGAGAAUCGCGAGGAGAGCGCCGAGCGGCUGGUCAAGAUCGAGGAUCUCGAGGAGGAGCGCGUCUCGCUGAAGCACCAGGUCCAAGUGGCCGUUGCCCGUGCCGAUUCCGAGGCGCUGGCCCGGUCGAUUGCCGAGGAGACGGUGGCCGAUCUCGAGAAGGAGAAGACCAUCAAGGAGCUGGAGCUGAAGGACUUUGUGAUGAAGCACCGCAACGAGAUCAACGCCAAGGAGGCGGCACUGGCUGGGCUCAAGGAGGCGGAGAUCGAGCUGCACAAGAAGCUGUCGCAGAAGGGCGUCGAGUGCGAGGAUCUCGUGCAGCAGCACAAGAAGCAGCAGGAGGAGCUGUCGCUGUUGCGCAGCAGCAAGGACGAGGAGAUCAACAAGCUCCUCGAGAAGUGCAAGAACGAGGUGCUGCUAAAGCAGGUGGCGGUCAACAAGCUGGCCGAGGUGAUGAACCGACGCGACUCCGACCUGCCCAAGCAAAAGAACAAGGCCCGCUCCACGGCGGAGCUGCGGAAGAAGGAGAAGGAGAUGCGCCGGCUGCAGCAGGAGCUGUCGCAGGAGCGCGACAAGUUCAACCAGCUGCUGGUCAAGUACCAGGACCUGCAGCAGCAGCACGCCGAGGAGCAGCAGCUCAAGCAGAAGAUGGUCAUGGAGAUCGACUGCAAGGCCACCGAGAUCGAGCACCUCCAGAGCAAGCUCAACGAGACGGCGUCGCUCUCGUCGGCGGACAACGAUCCCGAGGACAGCCAGCACUCCUCUCUGCUCUCCCUCACACAGGACUCGGUCUUCGAGGGCUGGCUGAGUGUGCCCAACAAGCAGAACCGGCGGCGUGGCCACGGCUGGAAGCGGCAGUACGUCAUCGUCUCCUCGCGCAAGAUCAUCUUCUACAACUCGGACAUUGACAAGCACAACACCACGGAUGCCGUGCUCAUCCUGGACCUGAGCAAAGUGUACCAUGUCCGCAGCGUCACUCAGGGCGAUGUCAUUCGCGCCGAUGCCAAAGAGAUUCCGCGCAUCUUCCAGCUGCUCUACGCCGGCGAGGGCGCCUCCCAUCGUCCCGACGAGCAGAGUCAGCUGGACGUGAGCGUGCUGCACGGCAACAGCAACGAGGAGCGCCCGGGCACCAUUGUCCACAAGGGUCACGAGUUCGUCCACAUCACCUACCACAUGCCCACGGCCUGCGAGGUGUGCCCGAAGCCGUUGUGGCACAUGUUCAAGCCGCCGGCGGCUUACGAAUGCAAGAGAUGCCGCAACAAGAUUCACAAGGAGCAUGUGGACAAGCACGACCCACUGGCGCCCUGCAAGCUGAACCACGAUCCGCGCAGCGCCAGGGACAUGCUGCUGCUGGCCGCCACGCCCGAGGAGCAGUCGCUGUGGGUGGCGCGCCUGCAGAAGCGUAUCCAAAAGAGUGGAUACAAGGCCAACUCGUCGAACAACAACAGCACCGAUGGCAGCAAGAUAUCGCCCAGCCAAUCGACGCGCUCCUCCUACAAGCCGUAUCCGGUGAAUGUGCAACGCUCCGCCACGCUGCCAGCAAAUUCAUCGCUGAAAUGAACGCCAGCCGCCGAUGUGAGUCGAUCCCAGAUCCAAGAUGCCACAUGCCACAGGCCAUGCAGCAGCUUUCAGCCUCCAGCCCCAACGAAACUAAAGCUAUAUGCUAUAUGCUAACCGAUACACUGAUCUAGGGAGGAAAGAUGGGAGAGAGCAACUGCUAAUUGAAUGGCAACUACAACUGCAACUACUAUCUUUAAUUAACGCCCUUAAAAACAACAACAACAUACAUGCUACAGUAAUCUACAAAUAUUUUUUGAGUAAUUUACAAGCUACAACUAAACUGAAACUAAAACUAAAACAAAAACAAAAACUAAUACUAAACGGUAUCUUAAAGAAUAUGUAAAGCCAAUGCAACUCGUUUAACGCUUACCUAACCGAAAUCGAACCGAAAUGGUGAAUGGUGAGGAACGUAGAUGAGCAGUGGCAACGUCAGGCGGGUCAGAUAAACCGUGGAUGUGUCGCGUCGCUGUACUUUAUAUACUAUAUAUAAAUAUAAAUACGAUAUGGUAUUCCCCAUGGCUUGCGAUUGCGAUUGCGAUUGUAUUCUGUCAACGCGCUCAGCACAACGAUGAUGAGAGCUGUACUUAGUUAAGUGAAUCCUUGGCGCAACAGGGGAGAUGCUUCAGUGGCCUCCCCCUUGCACCCCGAUGCCUUGUAAGAACUUUUUUUUUACACAUAUAUAUAUUUAUAUGCAUAUAUAACGUAUAUAUAUAUACGAACUUGUUGUUCUUGUGUAGCGAAUCCGAUUGGCCAAACGUUGUUCUUAGUUGUAAGACGAGACGGGGAGAAGAUAACAAAUAACCAUGAACAGAGCUAUCCAAUAUAUUCGUAGAGACAUAGAGAUAUAUACGUUAAUAUAUAUGUUAACUUCCCCAAGAGCAUAUCCUGUAAGCCACAAGCCAGCUGACAACAAAAACGAACCGAGCAAUCAACAAACCAGAACUAAGUUAAAGCCACUUUACAAAGCUUUAACUUGUAUUCCAUUUAAUGAGCACUCUUUUUUACAUACAUAAUAUAUAUAGUAGAUUAACGUGUACAAGAAGGAGCGCUGGGAAAGCGAAUAUCAAUCAGUUACUUAAAAGCAAACUAAAUAUGCUGUCCUGUUUCAGUUUCCAGUUCCGAUUCCAAAUCGGUUUUAGGUUGCAAACACUUUGCCUCAGAGGCAAAACGAAAUUAAAACCUCGAAGUUGUAUAAGAGUUGUAUUCUUAAAUUUUCUAAUUUUAUCCCAUAAAAAAAACGAAGAAAGACUCGAUGGGAACCGGAAACGGAAACGAAAACGAAAACGGAAUAGAGUGUCUCUAGCCAAGGACAGAGCGAAACAUGAAUCGAACCGAAACUAUAAACUAUACUAAACUGAUGUGAAGCAAAGUACGGUACACCUAACUUUACGAAAUGAAAGAUGCGACACCGAGUUGUGUGUAAAAGGCUACGUCUAAGUAUUAAAUAUCCAAUAUGUUCUAGUUGUAAGCUAAGCAAAUUAUUUAUUUCGACAACGGAAACGGCAGCAGCUUAGCACUCGACAAUUUGUAUGAUUUGUAUUCCAUUAAUGUUGAUUUUAAUUAUGAGUUCGAACCCGUUUUGAGUUUCUGUAAUCUUGAGUAGUUUGUUUUUACAGAGUGUACAGAGUGAAAGGCGCCAGCGAAUUGCAUUUAAAACAAAAAUUAACGAUAAUAGCGAUAUUUUCAAGUUCUGGCCGGCCUUAAACGUUCGGUAGUCGGUUAUUGUUAAUCGCCAAUCGUCUAUCGAUAUUUGCAAAUCGGCCGCAAAGCUCGGACUUUGAUUGUGAAAUCAAAGUGCUGCUUUCAUCUAACUUUGUAUUUUAUUUGCACUAUUAUUAUGAUGAUCAUUCGUAUUACGUUUAUGUUUAAUUGUACUCUCUAGUUUAACCACGUCUGUAAUUGCAUUUGUCCUCGAUUCUUAUCGACUGGCAUCCAAAUGGAAUUGCAGGCGUCAAGUAAAUAAAACGAUAAUGUGUAUAAAAUCAGUA